Ricinus communis (castor bean) is the source of this 738-nucleotide messenger RNA. RefSeq lists its product as uncharacterized. The record is from RefSeq and is a predicted model, not a curated record. The transcript is spliced from 3 exons. Lineage: Eukaryota; Viridiplantae; Streptophyta; Magnoliopsida; Malpighiales; Euphorbiaceae. Gene Ontology annotation, cellular component: chloroplast. The coding region runs from base 105 to 683 and encodes 192 amino acids.
UUAAGUUUGGGAAAUGAAUUUUUUAUAGCCUCACAUCACAACAAAACCAUGGAAAUGAAGCCUUCAAAACUCCUACAAUUUACCCAAACUGAAAAGUUUAUUCCAUGGCCUUAAAUAUCAGUCCUGCUUCUCCUUGCCAAAUCUCUUCUUGCUCUUCUUCGUCUGCUAACAAUUCUCACUUCCUAAUACCAAAGCACAAGCAUCUGUUCAAGUUCUACUACUCUUCCUGUAGAAAAAUAUUUGCUAAAUCAGAAGGUGCUGAAAGUGGAAUAAAGGAACAAGACCUUCCUCCAUUUUCUGGGUCAUUAUCCUCCACUCGGACACAGCUAGACCUCUUGGAUCAACUUACAUCCAACUCCUCAUCAUCCCCUGAUACAGUCGGAUAUGAAAGUGAUGGCAGUUCUUACAAACUUACAAUAAGGCAGCAGCUUGCAAAAUUGGUAGGAGAAAGAGAUGAAGAUGAAGAAUUCAGCAUCCCAUUAGGUAAAAACCUGAAGAAGUUUAGUCCAAAGUUCUUAACAAUUUCACAGAAGAGAAACAUUAGAAGACAGGCUUACUUGGAUGAAGUUUCUCAAAGGAAUGAUUCAGUUUUUUUUGCUACUAUUGGAGCCUUUGUCAUCCUUCCACCUAUUGUAAUUUUAGGAAUUGCUAUCUUAACUGGUUAUGUGCAGCUUUUUCCAUGAUUUUGUGUUAUAUACUAAAGCAAUUGUUACAUAGAAAGUUUACUUCAUUACUCCA